ACUACUUGAAAAUUUGUUGCAUUCACGCAAGUACGUACAGUGUACAGGAGUCAAUUGCAUUCUCUCAAGUCCAUGGUUCUUAUAUAUACGCAAGCGGUGAGAUUAAUCAUCAAUAAGAACUUGUUCUCUGAGUUUGGAGCAAUGGAAGAAUUAGCAAAGCUAGGGAGCUCUCUUCCGGUGCCUUGUGUUCAGGAGCUAGCGAAAGAGCCAUUAACUACAGUCCCACACCGAUAUGUUCGCCCUGAUCAAGAUCCUCCCUUCAUUUCUGGUAUGGCCACUCCUUCACCUCAAGUACCAGUGAUCGACAUGAACAAGUUACUUUCGGAAGAAACCAUGCCAGCAGAGUUGCAGGAGUUCCACCUUGCUUGCAAAGAAUGGGGUUUCUUCCAGCUGAUAAAUCAUGGAGUUGGUGAAACUUUGUUGGAGAGUGUGAAGUCAGGGAUUCAAGAAUUCUUCAGUCUCCCAAUGGAAAAGAAGAAACAGUUUUGGCAGCAGCCAGAAAUUAUGGAGGGUUUUGGACAAGCAUUUGUUGUGUCUGAGAACCAGAAACUUGAUUGGUCAGACAUAUUCUACUUGAUCACACUCCCAAAACAUUUGAGGAAGCCACAUUUAUUCCCCAAUAUUCCUCAACCACUAAGAGAUAACUUAGAAGUGUACUCUGCGGAACUAGAAGAUCUUGCCAAGAAGAUUCUUGAUCUCAUGGCAAAAGCACUGGGAGUGGAUGCUGACUAUAUAAAAGAGUUGUUUGACCAAGGGACUCAAAUGGUUAGGAUGAACUAUUAUCCACCAUGUAAGCAACCAGAGCUUGUCAUUGGCCUUAACCCUCACUCAGAUCCUGUUGGAUUGACAAUCCUCCUCCAAGUGAAUGAAAUGGAAGGCCUUCAGGUUAGAAAAGAUGGUAUGUGGAUUCCGAUUAAACCCCUAAACAAUGCUUUCGUCGUCAACGUUGGAGAUAUUUUGGAGAUUGUGACGAAUGGAAUAUACCGUAGCAUUGAGCAUCGGGCAAUAGUGAACCAGGAGAAGGAAAGGCUGUCAAUAGCCACAUUUUACAGUCCAAAAUUGGAGGGAGAAAUGGGUCCUGCUCCGAGCCUCAUUACUCCAGAGAGACCAGCAUUGUUCAAGAGAAUAGGUGUUGCAGACUACUUCAGGGGAGUUUUUGAACGCAAACUCGAUGGGAAAUCAUACGUAGAUGUCAUGAGGAUUCAACAUGGUGAGGAUGGCAAAGGCACCCAAGACUAGAUGUGCUCUAAAGUUUACUUAUCUAAGUAAAAUUAAGCACUGUUAAGUUUGGAAACAAUUACUUUGAAGCCCCACUGUUGUACCUUGAUUUAGUUCCCCUUGAAAGAGAGAGCAACAUCAUGGGGUAGGAAAAUAAAUGUUUAUGGAAUUUUCUCAUGCUUCAAUUCA
Rosa chinensis is the source of this 1407-nucleotide messenger RNA. RefSeq names its product protein SRG1. The coding region runs from base 73 to 1239 and encodes 388 amino acids. The transcript is spliced from 5 exons. The record is from RefSeq and is a predicted model, not a curated record. Lineage: Eukaryota; Viridiplantae; Streptophyta; Magnoliopsida; Rosales; Rosaceae.